Molecule: messenger RNA, 978 nt
Organism: Monopterus albus (swamp eel)
Lineage: Eukaryota; Metazoa; Chordata; Actinopteri; Synbranchiformes; Synbranchidae
Product: cadherin-related family member 5-like
Exons: 10
Coding region: 1-978 (325 amino acids)
Biological process (GO): homophilic cell-cell adhesion; cell migration; multicellular organism development
Cellular component (GO): membrane; catenin complex
Molecular function (GO): calcium ion binding; cadherin binding; beta-catenin binding
Source: RefSeq, a predicted model, not a curated record
AUGUGCAUCACGUUGCCUUUUUACCAAGCAGCACUUUCCACUUCACGCCGGGAAGUGUGUCCAGAUGAAAAUGGGGUGUGUCCAGUCUGUGCUGCGGACAGGUCUGUACAAUUUUCAGAAAACAAUACAGUGGGUGAAGUCGUGGCCAACAUCAGUGUUCAGUCAGGGGUGACCCUUAGGUUUUCUAAGGAAAACUCUGACAACCCAUUCAGGCUGGAAGGAAACCAACUGGUUGCUGCGAGGGUUUUUGACUAUGAGGAGAAAACAAAUUAUGAUGUCGAGAUCACCUGCAUUGAGACAGCUACAGGGUCCCAGCUGCCCCUCGUCAUUGUUGUAUUACUGAUCAACGUGAAUGAUAACCCUCCAGUCUUUGAUCAGAACCCCUACUAUGUCCGUGUCAGUGAGAUAACUCCUGUAGGCACUUCCGUGGGCCGCUUCGCUGCCACAGACUUGGACAAACCCAGUCAGCUGUACUACACACUGAUAUCCAAAACUAACUUCUUUAAACUGAGGUCACCUACUGUCCCAGACCUCCUCGUUGAGACGGUUCUUGACUACGACAAAGUCAACAAUGUCCAACUGGUAUUAUACGCUCAGGAUACACCACUAACAGCAAAAGAUAACACGGCCUCAUUCACUGGCACCACAACAAUUUUGGUCACCAUCUUAGAUGGGGACAACCGACCGCCGUGGUUCCAGCCCUGCACCAAGCAUGAUGUGGGAGGCGCACUGGUCUGCCAGAGUGCCGGCUACACUGGCAGGGUCGUCUUAAAUGAACAAGAGACCGGAGUCCUACCACUGAAACCAGGACCACUUUAUGCCAUCGACGGAGACUCUGGGAUAAAUGAAGAGAUAAUGUACUCAUUUCUGAGCGGAAAUGAUGCUGGUCUGUUUGAGAUUAACCCAAACACUGGGAACAUCAGCAUGCUGAAGCCCGCCAAUGUGUUGGGGAACAUCAGUCUGACUGUGCUGGAAUGA